AUGUUGGCCAGGAAGAGUAUCAUCCCUGAAGAAUAUGUGCUUGCACGGAUUGCUGCUGAGAACCUUCGCAAGCCACGCAUCCGGGACCAGCCCCGCAAAGCUCGUUUCAUCGCCAAGAGCGGGGCGUGCAAUUUGGCGCACAAGAACAUCCGCGAGCAGGGCCGCUUCUUGCAAGACAUCUUCACCACCCUGGUGGACCUGAAGUGGCGCCACACGCUGGUGAUCUUUACCAUGUCCUUCCUGUGCAGCUGGUUGCUCUUUGCCAUGAUGUGGUGGCUGGUGGCUUUUGCCCAUGGAGACAUGGAUGCUAGCACCGAGAACUGUACAGGCAGUACUAAGUGGACACCAUGCGUGACAUGUGUCAGGUCUUUCACUUCUGCCUUCCUCUUCUCCAUUGAAGUUCAAGUGACCAUUGGUUUUGGGGGCAGAAUGAUGACAGAGGAAUGUCCCAUGGCCAUCACUGUCCUGAUUCUGCAGAACAUCGUAGGUUUGAUUAUCAAUGCCGUCAUGCUGGGCUGCAUAUUUAUGAAAACUGCCCAGGCUCACAGAAGGGCAGAGACCUUGAUUUUCAGCCGGCAUGCGGUAAUUGCCGUUCGGAAUGGCAGACUUUGCUUCAUGUUCAGAGUGGGAGACCUGAGGAAAAGCAUGAUCAUCAGUGCCUCGGUGAGAAUACAAGUAGUGAGGAAGACGACUACACCAGAGGGGGAGAUCAUCCCUAUACAUCAGCAAGACAUCCCGGUGGAUAACCCUAUUGAAAGCAAUAACAUUUUCCUGGUGGCUCCUUUGAUCAUUUGCCAUGUCAUAGACAAGCGGAGUCCUCUCUAUGAUAUAUCUGCUAGUGACCUAGUGAACCAAGAUUUAGAACUUAUAGUGGUACUUGAAGGAGUAGUAGAAACCACUGGCAUCACCACGCAAGCAAGAACAUCUUACAUAGCAGAGGAGAUCCUGUGGGGCCACCGCUUUGUGCCCAUCGUAACAGAAGAGGAAGGCGUGUAUGCGGUUGAUUACUCCAAGUUUGGCAACACAAUCAAGGUAGCUGCUCCGCGGUGCAGUGCUAGGGAGCUGGAUGAAAAGCCUUCCAUUCUCAUCCAGACUCUUCAGAAAAGUGAGCUGUCUCAUCAAAACUCUCUGCGGAAACGCAAUUCCAUGAGGCGGAACAAUUCCAUGAGGCGGAACAACUCCAUGAGGCGGAACAACUCUUCCCUCAUUGUGCCCAAAGUACAGUUUAUAACGCCCGAGGGGAAUCAGAGUAUGUGCGAAACGUGA
Messenger RNA from Emys orbicularis (European pond turtle), 1266 nucleotides. It is a transcript of the gene KCNJ8, whose product is annotated as potassium inwardly rectifying channel subfamily J member 8. Gene Ontology annotation, biological process: regulation of monoatomic ion transmembrane transport; potassium ion import across plasma membrane. The transcript is spliced from 2 exons. Bases 1 to 1266 code for a protein of 421 amino acids. Lineage: Eukaryota; Metazoa; Chordata; Testudines; Emydidae. Gene Ontology annotation, molecular function: ATP-activated inward rectifier potassium channel activity. The record is from RefSeq and is a predicted model, not a curated record. Gene Ontology annotation, cellular component: plasma membrane.